Syzygium oleosum is the source of this 980-nucleotide messenger RNA. RefSeq lists its product as uncharacterized. The transcript has a single exon. Bases 134 to 742 code for a protein of 202 amino acids. The record is from RefSeq and is a predicted model, not a curated record. NCBI's taxonomy places the organism in Eukaryota, Viridiplantae, Streptophyta, Magnoliopsida, Myrtales, Myrtaceae.
CCGCCUUCACCUCCAUAUAUACACGACGCCCAUCAAUUCUUUCAUUCAUAGUGAGUGUUGGUUUGCGUUUCGUUGUGCUAGUUCAUAGUUGCGCCUGUACAGUUGAUAGCGGUUCAAAUUGCCGUUAAGGAAGAUGGCCAUCGAUGAGUCCUUCAAGAAACCAGGGACCAUCCCGUUCAAGUGGGAGAUCCGGCCCGGCGUCCCCAAGAGCCAGCACCACCGCCACCAGCAGCCGCCCCCGCUGCCCCCACCAGAGGGCCCUCCCCGGCACGGUUGUCUGUCCCCGCCGAAGCUCAAGCCGCCGCCUGCCGGGCCGGGGCUCCGGUUCGCCUCGCCGCUGGAGCCGCGGGCCGGGUCCUUCCGGUCGGUCCCGCGCACCCGCUCCGAGCGGUGGCGGCUCGGCCCGCCCAUGCUGGGCCAGCCCGAAUGCGUCUCCGCCGGGCCAGGAUGCUUCCCCGCGGCGGCGCCCCUCUUGAAACGGAAGGAGAGCAAAAGGAGGACCCGAAGGACCAGGCCCGAACCCGAGCCUGACCCUGACCGCACUUCCGAUCUUGAAACGCUGUCCCGCUUUUCCGUCUCGAGCCGGAGGUCGCCCUCGCCGUUCUGUGAGUCGCCAUGCUCGUCGUCCUAUUGGUCUGUCGGGUCGUCACCGAGGCUGUCGUUUUCUUCGUACAUGAGGUCUCGCCAGUCAUCACCACGAUGCAUGGGCGAUCCAGAGUGGGCAGGGUUUGGGCUCUUUUGAAGUAGAGAUCGAUCCGCAAUGUUCACCAAAUCGACACAGAAACGCACCCAAGUUACACAUACAACAACGUGGCAAAGGGAAUUGCUGUGGCUUUGUUUUGAUGUAGUAGCGAAGAAUGUACACGUUGGGUUAGAGUAGCAGAGGAGACAACCUGCACGAGAUUGGUCUUAUGAUCUUUGUAUGUGUUGUUGUAAUAAAACAGAUUAAAGUGUAAUGUGAAUUUCCACAUUUUAAAGCU